GCUUGUUGGAUCAAACCAGCGGGACACUUUGAAGCUAAUUCCUUGUAGUGAUAAGUUGUUGAGAGUCGAAACUUUUACAGUUGUCUUCUGCUUUUCAGAUUGUAUUUUUUAAGAUUUAAGAUGAUUUUCCUUAAAAAUCGUCUGAUGGUGUUUAUCACUGUGUCAAUACUGAGCAGCUUGGUCACUACUAUGGAGAGAGUGCCUUGGCCCAGUCUGUGGGGGACGGUGGCUGACUUCACCUUUGGGUGCAGCCACUGGAGACUGAAGCCUCAGGUGUUCAUUCCCGCCCUGCAGGAGUUCACCGUCUGCCUCGAACUGAAGCUCCAGAUGGAGACUUCCUCACAGUGGACCGCCUUCAUGUACCGUCACCCCGAGGUGCAGCACGCUGAGCUGGGUUUGGGGGGAAAGUCGGGCCGUUUAGUGGUCUGGCUGUUCGGUCAGGAGUGGACUACGACUCACAUCGACCUCCAUCUGUCACAGUGGUACUCCCUGUGUGUAACCUGGUCACAUACGAGAGACAGACCUGCCCUCUAUGUGAAUAGAAACGCAGUGGCAAUCACACUAGCUCAUAAUUUGGGCACUCCUUCCCUCAUUCCUCCCUUGUGCUGCAAGCUGACUCCCAACGGAUCGCUCACUCUGGGUGCAAGUCACAUCCUCGUCGAUGGGAAAAUCCAGGUCCUGCCGUUCAAUGUGUGGGGCAAAAUAUCUUUGUUUCGGAUGUGGGCGAGAGAACGCAGCAAAGAGGAAGUGACAUCACUGAACUGUACCGAGGGGGACCUGGUGAAGUGGGAGUGGGAUAACUGGGACACUCAGAUCUGUGCACCGCUCUCUGAUUCCAGUCUGCAGUGUGAAUGGUCCAUUUAUAAAGUGACACUGAUGUUUGCCAUCAUCCGUCACGACAGCAUCAACACUGAGCUCUACACAGCCAGAGACAUCGCACAUCACUGGCUCAGAGUUGUGCUGCCGAAUGGCAUCUAUUUAAACCGAGUGUCUGUGUUUGAAGCAACCAGAUCCAGUAUGGAAGACCUUGUAAUAACAUAUAACGACAGUCUGAUCCGGUGGGCUCCUAAUACUGACAGGUUUGACUGUCUGGUGUAUGUAAACGUCAUCCCCAGCUGGGACGUGGUAGAUGUGCAGACUGAGAUGUACACGGACCUUAAAAUGCCCUACAAUGACCCCAGUGGUGUGUUCCAGCUGCUGGCUGACCCGAACAGCAUUUACACCACACCAGUUGAAAGUUUAACCUCUGCCACCACCAGCCCUCCGACCACCACAAGCUCCUCUACCAGUCUGGCCACAGCCAACACCUUCACCACAAGCCCUGCUAAUAUGUCCGAGCUGUAUUUCGAGGUUAAGAUGAAUGUCUCCAUAACAGGAGACUAUGACUCAGAACAGAUCCUUGCCGCCUGGCUCAACUGCAGUUUACCUGACGACUCGAUGAUCGUGCUCAACCUUCAGUAUGAACGGCCUAAUCCAGUUACCGAUCUGCCUUACAGACAUCCUUAUAUGCAGGCAAACCCCUCUACUUUUAGAGUGUCCACAUACACAGUGUCAAGGAAGAGCUGUGUCUUCCAGGUCGAGGUCGUGAAGCUGCAGUCAAACACGCAGGAAAUGGAAGAGCAGAUACGACAAAUACUGCUGAUGCCUUACAACAACGGCUCAGUCUCCAUAGCGACCGAGGACAUACAGAUAAAACGCAUAUUGAUACUUAAGUGUGAUGCAGAAACCCACCAGACCCGGAAAGGCCUGUUUAUGUGGCCCAACACUUCAGGAGGGAAAAACGCUGUCCAGACAUGUCCAAGAAACCCUGAACGCCACGCCACCCGACACUGCAAACUGUGUGUCGGUACCCACUGGAUGGAUCCAGACCUGGACGACUGCUCUCUUGUGGUGGAAACUAUCCCAGAUCUGGACCAUGUCAUAGUCACUGCUGAUAACGCUCUGGAUGUGGUGAAGAUGAUCAAAGAUUUACUAAAAAACCAGACCACUCUGAACUACCAAGAACUGGCCACCGUCCUCAACAAGCUGGAGGACAUCAUCAACGUGAGUUUGGUCACUCCAAGCCUGGGCCAAGCUCUCAUCAACAUUAUUUCAGACAUACUGGAGUCGGACAGCAACCUGGUGCCUUUCACGAACACUAUUCUGAAUAUUACCGAGGCAGUGGGAGACAACAUGGUGGGAUACGAGAACUCCUCCACUCUGGUUGCUCCGGCUGUUGCUAUCUCAGUUGUGGAUGUAGCUUCUGGACAGUUUAACAGCUUAACAUUUGGAGUGUCUUCUGAUUGGGCAGGAACAAAACCUGAGAUUUUUAUCAACAAGUAUCCCUUCAACGGCACGGUGGCUUUCAUCUCACUGCCGUCAGUCCUGCAGAACAGCUUCCCACAAUACGGCCCGAACCAGAACCCACCGAGAAUCCAGUUCCAGUUCUAUGGAAUCCCAAUGCUCUUUAAGAGCAGCCAAAAGGGUCAGAUCCUCAACACCUUUGUGGUGUCGGCCAGUGUAACCAACGCCAGCUCUCCGAUAAAAGACCUCACGGAAGACGUAAAAGUCACGUUACACCAUCGUAUACCAAACACACUUCAGAAGACGGUACAGUGUGUGUACUGGAACUUCAAUAAAAACAAUGGACACGGAGGCUGGGAUGAUCGCGGCUGUCGAAAAUACAACAGCAGCUCUGAAUACACAACCUGCCUGUGUGAUCACCUCACACACUUUGGAGUUCUUUUGGAUGUCUCCAGGACUCAGGUGGACCCAGUUAAUGAGCAGAUCCUGACCAUUAUCACCUAUCUCGGAUGUGGAGUCUCAUCACUGUUCUUGGGAAUCACUGUUCUCACUUAUACGGCUUUUGAAAAGCUUCGUCGAGACUACCCCUCUCAAAUCCUCAUCAACCUCUCUCUGGCCAUGCUGGGUUUGAACCUGGUGUUUCUGGUCAACUCCUGGCUGUCCUCCUGGGGUCUGCAUGGCCUCUGUGUGGCCGUAGCUUCCACGCUGCACUACUUCCUGCUGGCGUCCUUCACCUGGAUGGGAUUAGAGGCCGUUAACAUGUACUUUGCCCUAGUCAAAGUGUUCAACGUCUACGUGCCCUCAUACAUCCUCAAGUUUUGCGCUCUGGGGUGGGGGCUUCCUCUGGGAAUUUGCAUCCUGGUGCUCAUCGUGAACAGAGAGGCGUACGGCAGUAACCUCUACACCAACACUCCGUCUACCUUAGAGCUGUUGGACAACUCUGGCAACUUCUGCUGGCUCCAGGACAAUGUCACAUUUUAUGUAUCUGUGGUUGCCUACGCUGUGCUGAUCUUCCUCUUCAACAUCGGGGUCUUUGUGGUGGUUUUGAUCCAAAUUCGCCAAAUGCGAGUCAACAGUCCGGCAGGGACCCGGAGCGGACUCAUGCACGACCUGAAGGGAGUCGCCAGUCUGACUUUGUUACUCGGAUUAACAUGGACUGUUGGAUUCUGCACCUUUGGACCAGGCAGAAUAGUUAUGCUGUACCUGUUCGCUGCACUCAACACCCUGCAAGGACUUUUUAUCUUCAUCUUCCACUGCCUGAUGAAGGAGAAUGUCCGGAAACAGUGGAGGAUUCACCUUUGUUUCGGACGAUUUCGACUUGAGGAGCACUCUGAGUGGAGCAACUCAGCAUCAGUGGGAGUCCUGGCUAAACCUAGACCAAAUCCUCCAAGAGCAUCAGUCCCAUCAGUCCCAUCGGUCCGCUCAGUCAAGUCCAGCUCCACAAACAGCACAUCAGCUUCCUCCGACUCCAGCCAGAGAGAAUCAGCCUUCAAGAGACCAAAUCUGGACCUUUUUGUGAAUCCCCCAGCUCUUCCUCGAGCCCAGAGAAACCCCGCAGGUACAGGAGCUGUGCCUUCCUACAGAGGGAUGAACCCAACACCUGGCUGGAGGAAUCACUUGCUAGACCGGCAGGAACAAAGAUAAACCAACACAUACAUACAUCUGCAUACACACACAAGCAGAAAUCCAAAAUUACCCACGAAAAACCGAAACAGCAGCCGAAACAUAAUGUAAUUCAAUGCAAGACACGGAUGUGUAACUCAUGCAGCGUAGAGCCCAAUUUAACUGCAAGGCUUCAUUGUAUUCCAGCUUCAUUAGAUCAUUUUUUCAUGCAAUUCUAUUGUUGUUUUUGUUUUGCUAAAUAUUGUAAAAGAGCCUGUAAUUAUGAAGACAUGAGCAGUUGCAUCAGUUCCAAGGAGGAGUUGGUUGCCAAGCAACUGGUGAGUGGAGCCAUGGUGACAAUGAACCGUGGUACCACACAGUUUGUGUGGAAAAAAUAAUAAAAUCUCAAAUUUAUGAUGACAAAAGUCCCACUGUGUUCCCUCUUUGCCUAAUUUUUGUCAGAGGGGUUCAUCAUGUUAAAUUACAUUCUACAAUCAUUCCUUGAUCACUUCAUCAAAAGAUCAACACAGUUUCUUAAGGUGACUGUGACUGCUAUUUUGUUCUUACAAAUUCUGACACCUUUGUUGUGAUCUACAUAUGGUCCUUAGUCAUUUAUCUAAUCAAUGCCAUCUCUGCUGCUCACUUUGUGGAUUACACAAAUAUGAAGUGUUUUUAAACUCGUGCCGUCUUGGGUCAAUAUAUAUUAUAUAUUAAAUAUACCAACGAAAAUAACUGCGGACAGUCUGCACAAUGUGUACAUAUUGCAGCAAACUGUGCUGCAUUAAAUCUUCGGAUAAUUUUGCUGGUGUCUUCACUUUAUAAGUCUGUCUCACCUAUCUACACAAAAGGCUGGCAACAGCUACUAGUUCUGUAAUACUUCCAAAAACUAUCUGAUUUUGUUAAGAAGGGAGUACAAAAAAGGUGUUAAUUAAAGUCAGAGUGUGUAGAUUGUGCAUGCUCCAGAACAACUAACGCACAAGAUAUGAGGCAGAAUACGUAAAACCUUGAAAUAACGCUACAAAAUGCUGUGCGAUGGAAAAGAGUUCACAGUCAGAAAAUAAAGGACGACGUAAAAUUUUUAACUAAAGCAAAAAAACGUGUUAAUUUCUCUUUGUGUAUCACUUUAGUUCAUUUCUGUUUUCGACUGUAUCUACAACAAAGUCAAGUCGAGGGAUAUGGAAACGGGUCAUUAAGAAAAAACACAAGAACUAC
Molecule: messenger RNA, 5097 nt
Organism: Amphiprion ocellaris (clown anemonefish)
Lineage: Eukaryota; Metazoa; Chordata; Actinopteri; Pomacentridae
Gene: adgrg4b
Product: adhesion G-protein coupled receptor G4
Exons: 31
Coding region: 121-3927 (1268 amino acids)
Biological process (GO): adenylate cyclase-activating G protein-coupled receptor signaling pathway; cell surface receptor signaling pathway
Cellular component (GO): membrane
Molecular function (GO): G protein-coupled receptor activity
Source: RefSeq, a predicted model, not a curated record